This is a messenger RNA of Caenorhabditis bovis, 888 nucleotides long. The record is from the annotation of a GenBank genome assembly. NCBI's taxonomy places the organism in Eukaryota, Metazoa, Nematoda, Chromadorea, Rhabditida, Rhabditidae.
AUGAAAAAGCUUCCAACAGAAAUUCUAGAUAAAAUAUUUCGCGAACUUCCCGCCUCGGACCUUUUGAGCUGCGCGGUCGUUUCCAAGCGGUUUCUUACGGUUGCGGCGCGAAUUAUUCCGGAACUUGAAAGUCUUAAAAUCGCUUUAACUGAUUGCCCACUUCGCAUUGGCAUCGAUAGAACAUUGAAUAAUGAGGCAUAUCUUCAUGUUUGCCAAUGUGGCGAUCAUGGAGGAAUGGAGAUCUUAAAAAACAUCCUACCAGUUAUCUCGGAUGGUGCGAAUUCGCUUGAAGUUGAAGACGAUCUGGUUAAAACCCGUGUGAGCGAUGAACAAAUGGCGGUUCUGUUCGCGUUGUGCAGUUCGGCUCCAUUGAAGCGACUCGCGCUCACCGAAUGCGAUCUUGCCAAUGUUCAGCCGUGGACGUUGGCUCUUUUGGCGAAAUUCGAUCAGCUCGAGAAGCUUGAAAUGGAAGGCUGCACGUUUUCGGUUUCGGAAUCGCAGUUGAUUCGCAGCUUGUCGACGUCGUUCAACACUCUCACCAACAUCGACUUCCGCGACAACGUCCAAAUCACCGACAAAUUCGCGCGCGCCGUUUCUCGCAGCUGCCCACAACUCGAGACAUUCCGUGUCUCCGGAUGCCCGUCGAUUUCCACUUUCUCCGUGUUGUCUCUCAUUGACGCAACUUUCUUCCGUGUCAAACAUUCUUUGACUGUUUACAUGGAUGGAACGCCGUUCAGUCCGGAUCAACUGCACAAGUACAUGACAUCGCCGUUGUUCGAGGCAUCGUCGGAUUGGCGUCUCUCGCCGGCUUAUGUUCAACUUGGCUAUGAGAAGCCGGCGAUUCUGGCGGAACAUCGCGAGCAGCGAUGCAUUCUCAUCUACGUCUAA